GCCCCGGCCAUUUGCAUCGUCGCUCAUCGCCCCUUCCAGUUGAAAUCACAUCACGAUGAGUGCCCAGCAAGAUGUGAAGACGCCAGUGCCACCGAGGUGCAUGGUGCUCCUGGCCGACUGGUGCAAUGUGUGGGCAGGUAUCACCUUGGUCGUCUCCUUCUCCCUCAUUACAGGUGCAUUUACUUUCAAUUGGUUCAAGAUGUCUGGCGCCGUCCACACAAUCAUGCAGGUGACCAUGUGUGCCGAUGGGCGGUGGCAGCAGGCCUCUUGACGAAGAUUAACAUGAUUGUGAACAAUGCAUCGCUGGCUGUUGUGCAGACGAUCAUUUGCUUCGGUGGCCUUUUCUUCGCUGUAUCCGGUCUGUAUGACGGAGUCCCGGGGAAAGUUAUCAGCAUCCGCUACAUUCUGGCGCCUGACACCAACGCGCUUUUUGCUGAUGCAUGCCCCUAUUACGGCAUCACGUGCUUCAUGGUUGCCACUUCCAUGGGCUUGAGCGGCGUCCGGGGCCUUCCGAAGAACAAGUUCGUCAGCCCCUUCUGGGCCGUGGCAUGCUUCUUUAUCGGGGCUUGGACCAUCGGUGUCAUCGGGUUGUGGGGUCCGACGCUCAUUGGUGGCUUAGUGAGGUACGAGGACUUCGAAGCACCAACCGACCUUUACAAGCAGAAGACGUUUGCCUGGGCCUGGAUCCAUAUCUUCCAGGUCAUUGGCGCCAUCUUUCUGACUCUCGGCGGCAUCAUCUUCGGUCUGAUGGACAACAUCUUCUCCUUUGGCUCCAGCGCCCAGGGAAAGAAGUUUAGCGAUGAAGUCUCCGAGAGCAGCAGCAAUUUUGCCUGA
This is a messenger RNA of Symbiodinium necroappetens, 834 nucleotides long. Lineage: Eukaryota; Dinophyceae; Suessiales; Symbiodiniaceae. The record is from the annotation of a GenBank genome assembly.